Messenger RNA from Argiope bruennichi, 2389 nucleotides. RefSeq names its product protein MCM10 homolog (gene Mcm10). Gene Ontology annotation, biological process: DNA replication; DNA replication initiation. Gene Ontology annotation, molecular function: DNA replication origin binding; single-stranded DNA binding. The transcript has 18 exons. NCBI's taxonomy places the organism in Eukaryota, Metazoa, Arthropoda, Arachnida, Araneae, Araneidae. The record is from RefSeq and is a predicted model, not a curated record. Gene Ontology annotation, cellular component: nucleus; replication fork protection complex. Bases 146 to 2389 code for a protein of 747 amino acids.
CGGCGCGCUUAUUUGGGUUUCUUCUGCAUUUUAUUGUAGCAGACGGAGGCAAGAUCCUAUAGAUUAAUAUCUUUUCAUACGGAGAUUCUAUUUAUUCCGUAUUAUUUCUAGGCUCCUUGAACAUUUUAUAUAAAAUAUUUUUGAAAUGGACAAUUCAGAAGAAAUGGACCUUGAUUCCCUUAUGGAAUUACUGGAUGAUGAUGAAACAUUUGAGGAAGGAACUUCUGUUCCACAAGUAACUGCCAAUACAACCGAAAAUAAUUCAGCAGUUACUAAACACAUUGGCAUUCAACCGCCUCAACUAAAAUUGAAGGAUAUGUUUCAGGAAGACUUUCUUACUCCAAAAAUAAUUGAAAAUCCUAAAAAGGAUACAAGUUUCAAUAAGCCUUCAUUGAAAAUGUUUCCUUUAAAAGAUAGUGUUGUUCAUACUGGUGAAACUGAUAGUUCCGAUGAAGAAAGUAAAGAAUAUUUGACAAAAACUGGACAAAACAUAAAGAAAACAAUUGAAAAAAAAUUAAGUCUAUCAGAUCUGCAUUCUAAACCUACAACAUUUUCAGUUUCAACAUGGACUGAUAAAAAUAAAUCUAAAAAUAAUGCUAAUAGCAUAGCAAAGGAUAACUCAUUUAUUGUAGACAGCUACUCUGGCAUCAGAGUCAUAAAUCCUCUUGUAUCUUUUACUACUUUGCAACAAAGAAUGGAUGGUAGAAGGAUGAUUAAAAUGUCUUUCAUCCAUAAUUUCAUAAAAAAUGGUGAUAUUGAAGGAGAUUGGGUGACAAUGGGUGUUAUUAUCCAAAAAAUUCCUCCUAAAACAUCAGCUAAUGGUAAAACAUAUUCUAUAUGGAAAAUGUCAGAUUUACAUGAUGUUGAAAAACCUGUCAGUGUCUUCCUUUUUAAAACAGCACAUACAGAACUCUGGAAAACAACUGUUGGAACUGUUAUUGGAAUUCUCAACCCAUCUAUAAUGCCAAAGAAAGAUAACCAUAAUGAAUUAUGUCUUGCUGUCGAUCAACCAGGUAAAUGUAUGAUGAUGGGAAAAUCUAAGGAUCUAGGAUUUUGUAAAAGCAAAAGAAAAGAUGGAACCCCUUGCAAUGUAGCAGUAAAUAUGUUUCAGUGCGAGUACUGCACAUUUCAUAUCAAGAAAGAAUACAGGAAAUUCAGUAGCAAACGUAGUGAGCUGCAAUCUUCCUUCUCUGGCAGAGAGCCCAGUUUAAAAAACAAAGUUUUGAAAGGGCAGAAUGUAUUUUAUGGAGGGCAGUCAUUUACUGCUGCUGUUGAAAAAAAGUCAUCAAACAAGCUGAAGACUAAAGACAAGCUGACAUUGUCAAGCCUUAAUCUUAAAAGAAAAGCAGAAGCUCUUGAAUCUGUUGAAAAGGAAAAAUCUGCAAAAAAACUUUCAGAUAUAUAUGGCCCUGAUAUUUUAAAAGUUGCUGAAAAAAAUUCUGAGUUUAUAAAUGAAAAACUCACCAUACCAACAGCAGGAUCACGUAAUCUUCUGCACCAUCUGAUGAAAGAAAAACCCAAGAAAGAAGAACAAGUUGUGAAAGUAAUAACUCCUAAAGAGCAACUGAAAUUAUAUCAAAGUCGAAUGAAUGUGAAUGGUCCAAAUAAACAGAAAGAUCAAUUAAUUCUUAAAAAUUUGAUGCCCCAGAUUGGAAGAGGUUUGCAUCCUGGUCAAGAAGUAACUUUAGAUUUUAUAUCGCCAAAACGCAGCAGUCCUUCAGAUAUUGCUAAAUUGAAAGCUAUUCAGUUAAUUAAAAAAAAAGGACCUUUAAAAAAUAAGGAUCCCAAUUCUACGAAAGUCUCUGAAGAAUCUGCAGAUAAAGUUAAGGUUGUUCUUGAUCGUUGCCUUGAAGAAAAGAAAGAUGGUAAUCAAUCCAAAACUGAAAAAUCAUCUGUUGUAACAACCCAACUUGGAACUUUAGAUAUGAAUUCAGAAAAAGUGAAAGAAAUUUUAAAUCGUAAAUCAAGCCACAUGUAUGAAGUAGAAAUGGCUGAGAUGGAAAAAGAAGCUGCUUAUUUUAAUGCAUUAGAGAAAAAGGAACGAAUGGAAGAAAAAAUGGCAUCGACUUUAGAAAUUGUUUGUGAUGUUGUGUCGUGUAGGAAAUGCAAAUAUACUGCUCAUUCUGCAACUGAGAAAUGUAAAAGUGAACAACAUCCUUUAAAAUGCCACAAAGCUGUGAAACGUUUCUUUGCUUGUAAAGAUUGCAAACAUCGAACGUUCGCUUUCACAAAGCUGCCUACCCAUGUCUGCAGAGUAUGCAAAGGAUCCAGUUUUGAACGUACUUCUAUGAUGAAGGCAAGAAAGGGCCCAAAAUUAGAUGCUGAGAUUUUGAACAUUCGUGGAGAAGAAGAAAAGUUUUUAGAUAGCCAAUGUUCUAUAAAAUUUUAA